CUAAACAUUGCCAAUCCAGCCACAGGCUGCCAGAAGUUGAUAGACUUCGACGAUGAGCGGAAGCUUCGUGUCUUCUAUGACAAACGAAUCAGUAUGGAUGUUCCCGGCGAUUCUCUUGGAGAUGAAUUCAAGGGAUAUACUUUUCGCAUUUCCGGCGGAAAUGAUAAGCAAGGUUUUCCCAUGAAACAAGGUGUUCUACGCAAUGAUCGUGUUCGGCUUUUAUUGUCAAAGGGACACUCUUGUUACAGGCCUCGUCGUACGGGUGAACGUAAAAGAAAAUCGGUACGCGGUUGCAUUGUGGGAAGCGAUCUUGCUGUAUUGUCUUUAGUCCUAGUUAAAAAGGGUGAACAGGAUAUUCCCGGGUUGACGGACAAUGCAGUUCCCAAGCGGCUAGGGCCCAAAAGAGCGUCAAAAAUUCGCGAAUUCUUUAAUUUGACAAAGGAAGAUGACGUCCGUAAAUUUGUCAUUCGCCGUGAAGUGACACCGAAAAAAGAAGGCAAAAAGCCAUACACAAAAGCACCUAAAAUUCAACGUCUU
Acaulospora morrowiae is the source of this 537-nucleotide messenger RNA. Lineage: Eukaryota; Fungi; Glomeromycota; Glomeromycetes; Diversisporales; Acaulosporaceae. The record is from the annotation of a GenBank genome assembly.